Molecule: messenger RNA, 4830 nt
Organism: Sipha flava (yellow sugarcane aphid)
Lineage: Eukaryota; Metazoa; Arthropoda; Insecta; Hemiptera; Aphididae
Gene: Uggt
Product: UDP-glucose:glycoprotein glucosyltransferase
Exons: 22
Coding region: 97-4707 (1536 amino acids)
Cellular component (GO): endoplasmic reticulum
Molecular function (GO): UDP-glucose:glycoprotein glucosyltransferase activity
Source: RefSeq, a predicted model, not a curated record
UUUGCUACAUAUUAUAAUGAGUAAUUAUUAUUAAACUUUAAUUUUUUUUUUGUUCGAGGUACUUGUUCUUAUUUCACUUAGAAUCUCGGGUGUAAUAUGGCCAACUAUAACGAUUUUGAUGAUGGCAAUGAUUACAUUCAAUCGAAAUAUAAACAUAGAAAUAAAACAAACUGCGCUAAACAAAGCAGAAAAAAGUCAAAACGGAAGUCUUCUAAUGAUUCAUCAAAUUUUUUUAUGAUUAUUUGUUUGGUUUUGUUUGUCCUAUUAUUUACACACAAAUCAGAAAAUAAAAAUUUAAAAAAAGGAAAAUAUGUUACAACCAUGAUUGAUACUAAAUGGAAUGUGGUACCUCUUGUCUUAGAAAUAGCAGAGUACAUGGCUGAAGAAAGUCAACAUACUUUAUGGUCCUUUGUUGAUAGUAUAUCUGAGCUUAACCCAGCUCUAAGUGAGCUUGAUAAUGAUCAAACCAAAUACCAGAUUGCUAUAUCCAAGGCUGAAUUAUUGUUAUCCAAUUCUAAACUAAGACUGUUAAAAUUUUCACUAUCUAUGCAUAUAUAUUCUCCACGUAUUGAAAUGUAUGCCCAAAUGGCAGCGGAUCGAGGAGUGCAAUGUUUAACAUCUGUAGAAAUUGAUGGAGAACUUGUGUGUUCAAUUGAGAAAUUGAAAAAUAUUUUGAAACGAAUAAGGGCUAAAGGUUCAAAAGAGUCUUGCGAAAUAUAUCACAUUGAUCAUCACCAUCCUUCUUCUAAAAAUAAAAGCAACUCUGCAAUUUUGUAUGGUGAAUUAGGAACAGCUGAAUUUGCUGCUUUUCAUCAGAUUUUAAAACAAUCUGCCCAAGAUGGGUAUAUUGAUUAUGUUUUGCGUCAUUUCGUUAAAGAAAAAAGUGAACAGAAAGUUCGCCUUUCAGGUUAUGGUGUUGAAUUACAUAUGAAAUCCACUGAAUACAAAGCAGAAGAUGAUAGUAUUGUUAAAGAUAAAAAUGACAUAAAUAUAAAUGAAGUUGAAGAAGACAUUUCAGAAAUUGAAGGAUUUGAUUUUAAACGCCUUGUGGAAUUAUAUCCAGAUAAAAAACAAGAUUUAAUAAAAUUUAGAACUCAUCUAUCUGAAUCUAGUGGUGAAUUGGCUCCACUUAAAGCUUGGCAAUUUCAAGAAUUGAGUUUACAAGCAGCCCAAAGAAUAAUGAGUGGUCCACCUCAAGAUGCAAUCCAGACUUUUAUUCACAUAGCUCAAAAUUUUCCAACUCAAGCCAGAUCUUUAGCUAAUAUUAAAGUUAGUAAAGAACUAAGAGAUGAAGUAUCCAAAAACCAAGAGAGUUUUUCAAUGGGAUUGAACUUACAAACUAGCGACACAGUGUUGUUAUUAAAUGGAAUGUAUUUUGACAUAGAUAUCACUGAUAUGUCAACUAUUUUAGAUUCAGUUACUGAAGAACUUAGUGUAAUGGAAGGAUUAUUUUCUUUAGGCAUAACAGAUAAAAAAGCUAUUUCUUCCAUGUUAGCACUGGAUUUAGGUAAUAUAAAAGGAAAGUCAUAUGCUGUAGAUAUUAGGGAUUCUGCCAUUCAAUGGAUAAAUGAUUUAGAAACAGAUACUGCAUAUAAAAGAUGGCCUUCAUCAGUUGAUGAUCUACUCAGACCAACAUUCCCUGGCAUGUUACGUAGUAUUCGCCGUAAUCUGUAUAAUCUUGUAAUUGUUUGUGAUCCAGCUUCUAAAAGUUCUUGGCCUUUAUUGAAACUAACUGAUUCAUUUUUAAAUCAUCAAAGUCCUUUAAGAGUUGGUAUUGUAUUUAAUGUUUCACCAAAGCCAGCUAUUGGGUUAGACAAUGCUAGUGUAGCUUUGUUAAACGCUUUCAAUUACAUAGUUGAACAAACAUCAAAGCCAUUAUCUGCAUUUAAUUUUAUAACAAAUAUUUAUACAUCAAUCAGCGAAGACAGAGAUGUUAAUGUGGAAGAUGUUUUACAUGGAUUUAUGAAGCAAUAUCCCAAGGCUUCUAUUGAUGAUAUAUUUGGAGAAGAUAGUGAUUAUGAUACUGCUCGAAUACUAGCAAAAGAGUAUGUAACUAGAACAGGCUUCAGAAAAUUACCCCAAGUAUUACUUAAUGGAGUUCCAUUACAAGAAAAAUCACUUGUCGAAGAAGACUUUGAAGAGGCUGUUUUGGUAGAAUUAGUAUCUCAAACUCAGACUUUACAAAAGGCUGUUUAUAAAAGAGAAUUAACUGAUGGAGACAAUGUUGUAGAUUGGUUAAUGAAACAACCAAAUGUAAUGCCAAGACUUAAUUCACGUGUACUUAACACUGAUUCGAAGAAAAAUUUGAAAUUAAAUAAUAAACAUGAAUCUAUUUUUAAGUCUAUGCAUUAUACUACUUAUACCAAGCAAUCUAGUAUUAAUCCUAUUACUCAUUGGAUUGUUGGAGAUUUUUCUAAAUUAUCUACAUUUAAAUUAAUCAAAAAUACCUUUGAACAUUUGAAAAGUAAUUCAGAAUCACGAGUUAGUAUUAUUCCUAAUCCAUCAAGUAAUGAUGAGCAUGUUAUCAAAUUAAAUAAAAUUGUUUUUGAAGCCUUUAAACAGAAAGAUAAAUUGAAUAUAUUGGUUAAGCACUUAUCACAAGCCAUAGAAGCUGAUAAAAAUCACAUUGAAGUCAUAAGUUCACUACCUGAAGAAAUAAAUUUUGAUGUUUCUAGUAUAGAUAUAAAAUCAUAUAGUAAUUAUGCAAUUGAAAUAUUAAAUUUUGAAAGUGGACAAUGUGGUGUAAUCACAAAUGGUCGUAUAUUGGGUCCAUUUGAUGAAAAUGAAGAUUUUUUAACUGAUGACUUUGCUUUGUUAGAACAGCAUACUCUAAAAAACAGUGUAAAUAAAAUUCUUAGUAUUCUUAAAGAUUCAGAUGUAGAAGAAAUUACCAGUGAUAUGAUCAUGAAAGCAAGUGCCUUAAUUAGUAGUCGUUCACAAACAAAAAAUCGACAUUCCAUACCAGACGUUUCUACUAAACAUAGUGUAAUUAAAUUAACUGCUAAAAAUGAAGAUGAGCCUAUUUUCGAAAUUAAUGUUAUUGUUGAUCCAGUCUCUAGGGGAGCUCAAAAAGUUGGACCCAUAAUUUCUGUAUUGUCACAUGUACUCAAUGCUAAUAUCAAUAUAUAUUUAAACUGCGUCGAUAAAAAUAGUGAUAUGCCUGUUAAAAGUUUUUAUCGUUUUGUACUUGAACCUGAAGUCAUUUUUGAUAAAUCUGGUCAUUUAUCUCCAGAUCCAAUAGCAAAAUUUACUAACAUGCCUACUAGUCCAUUAUUAACACAAAUACUUCAUGUACCUGACAAUUGGUUAGUGGAGUCUGUUGCCUCACCUUAUGAUCUUGAUAACAUACGACUUGAAGAUGUUGAAAUGGGUGUUUAUAGCCGAUAUGAGCUUGAAUAUCUACUUCUUGAAGGUCAUUGUUAUGAUUCAGUUAACAUGAAUCCUCCUCGAGGUCUUCAAAUGACAUUAGGAACAAAAUCAAAUCCAGUAGUGGUUGAUACAAUAGUUAUGGCUAACUUGGGUUAUUUCCAAAUGAAAGCCAAUCCAGGUGCAUGGAUGUUACGACUUCGUCAAGGUCCAUCGGCUGAUAUUUAUGAUAUAAUUUCUCAUGAAGGAUCUGACCGUUCACCCAAUAGUAUGGACAUCAAAGUACUCAUUAGUUCAUUUCGUUCACAUAUAAUUAAAGUAAAAGUUGCUAAAAAACCUGGCAAACAGAAUUUAAAUGUAUUGGGUGAUGAUGAUGCUGAAAAUAAAGGUCUUUGGAAUUCUAUUACUAGUUCUUUUAGUUCGGGUUCUCCAGAUAAAGCAUCUGAUGAAACAAUCAACAUAUUCUCCGUUGCUUCUGGACAUUUAUAUGAACGAUUUUUAAGAAUAAUGAUGUUGAGUGUGUUGAAAAAUACUAAAUCUCCAGUAAAAUUCUGGUUCCUUAAAAAUUAUCUUUCUCCUACUUUAAAGGACUUUCUUCCCAUUAUGGCUCAAGAGUACAAAUUUCAAUAUGAACUAGUGGAAUACAAAUGGCCUCGUUGGCUCCACCAACAAACUGAAAAACAGAGAGUUAUAUGGGGCUACAAAAUACUGUUUUUAGAUGUUCUUUUCCCAUUAGAUGUUAAAAAAAUUAUAUUUGUUGAUGCCGAUCAAGUUGUCAGAGCUGAUAUGAAAGAAUUAGUAGACUUAGAUUUAGGAGGUGCACCUUAUGGAUAUACUCCAUUUUGUGAAAGUCGUAAAGAAAUGGAUGGUUUCAGAUUUUGGAAACAAGGUUACUGGAAAACACAUCUCCAAGGUCGUCGUUAUCAUAUUAGUGCAUUGUAUGUUGUUGAUUUAAAACGUUUUAGAAAAGUUGCGGCUGGUGACAGAUUAAGAGGUCAAUACCAAGCUCUUAGUCAAGAUCCUAACAGUUUAUCAAAUUUAGACCAAGACUUACCUAAUAACAUGAUUCAUCAAGUUGCUAUUAAAAGUUUACCACAAGAGUGGCUCUGGUGUGAAACAUGGUGUGAUGAUGCUUCAAAAAAAUCAGCUAAAACUAUUGAUCUUUGCAACAACCCAUUAACUAAAGAAGCUAAAUUAACAGCAGCCAUGAGAAUUGUUGAUGAAUGGAAAGAUUAUGAUAAUGAAAUUAAAAAACUGCAAAUAAAGCAAAGUGAACAUGAAGACCAAGUUUUUAAUGAAAAAAUUCAACUGAAAGAAUCACAAGACCACAUAGAGUUGUAAUGGAUUUAUAUUUGAAAACUAUAAAAAUUCAAAUGAUCUCCAGCUCAUAAUAGUUAAGUGUCUACGAUACUUAAAUUCCAAAUAAACAAUUUACUGUAUUAUAAUUAUUUCUUUGAUUAAUUU